AAGAGGUCCACAAAGCGACUCGUUACCACCGUCGAUUGACAACAACAUAUAAAUCAGGCGAAUCUUGAUCUUCUCUUCUUCGGCAUUGUAGCUUCUUCUUCGCUGGAGCAAUGUCACAAGCUCGAGUCUACGCAGACGUCAAUGUUCACCGCCCUCGAGAUUACUGGGAUUACGAGUCUCUCACCGUUCAAUGGGGCGAUCAAGAUGACUAUGAGGUUGUUCGAAAAGUUGGGAGGGGAAAAUACAGUGAGGUCUUUGAAGGUAUAAAUGUCACCAACAAUGAAAAAUGCAUCAUCAAGAUCCUUAAACCCGUCAAGAAGAAGAAGAUAAAAAGGGAGAUAAAAAUACUUCAGAAUCUUUGUGGAGGCCCAAAUGUCGUGAAACUGCUUGAUAUUGUCAGAGAUCAGCACUCAAAAACUCCUAGCUUGAUUUUUGAAUAUGUGAACAGUACAGAUUUUAAAGUUUUGUACCCCACACUGACGGAUUAUGACAUACGCUAUUACAUAUAUGAGCUUCUCAAGGCAUUAGAUUACUGCCAUUCACAAGGCAUAAUGCACAGAGACGUGAAGCCUCAUAAUGUUAUGAUUGACCAUGAGCUACGGAAACUUCGCUUGAUUGAUUGGGGUCUUGCUGAAUUCUACCAUCCUGCCAAAGAAUACAAUGUCCGAGUUGCUUCAAGGUACUUUAAGGGGCCUGAACUCCUUGUGGAUUUGCAAGAUUAUGACUAUUCUUUGGACAUGUGGAGCCUAGGUUGUAUGUUUGCAGGAAUGAUUUUUCGCAAGGAGCCAUUUUUUUAUGGUCAUGACAACCAUGAUCAGCUUGUCAAGAUUGCCAAGGUUCUCGGCACAGAUGAGUUAAAUGCAUAUUUGAACAAGUAUCAUCUAGAACUUGAUCCUCAACUUGAUGCUCUUGUUGGAAGGCAUAGCAGGAAGCCCUGGUCAAGAUUUAUUAAUGCCGAUAAUCAGCAUUUAGUUUCCCCUGAGGCCCUUGAUUUCCUUGAUAAGCUUCUUCGUUAUGAUCAUCAAGAUAGGCUUACAGCCAAAGAAGCAAUGGCUCAUCCAUACUUCUUUCAAGUGAAGGCUGCUGAAAAUAGCAGGAUGCGGACACAGUGAUUCCAUUCUGUAUUGUAUUGCCUAUCUACAGAAGUGAACUCUACAUGUUGUUUUGAGGUGUUAAUUUGUUUAUGGAUAGUUACUUAUUCUAACAUUUGAGUACUCGCCGAGUGUAGGCUGUUGGUCCGGUUAAGAUGAUGCAAUCCUUUAACAUUUGCAUCUUUCAUAGAGAUUGUAUAGUCCUUGUCAUACUGAGUUUUCGGAUUGCGUCACUGCUAGUCUUGAUGCUUUGUUCAAUUAUCAUGCUAUUGUAGGUGGCAAUGUCUUAAAUCUGAAAGGUCUUUCAUGGUAACAAAUGUGCUCACAUGUAUAUAAUGUGUAUUUUUCUUCUGC
This is a messenger RNA of Camellia sinensis, 1445 nucleotides long. Its product is annotated as casein kinase II subunit alpha-2. Gene Ontology annotation, molecular function: protein serine/threonine kinase activity; ATP binding. Gene Ontology annotation, biological process: peptidyl-threonine phosphorylation; regulation of cell cycle; peptidyl-serine phosphorylation. Lineage: Eukaryota; Viridiplantae; Streptophyta; Magnoliopsida; Ericales; Theaceae. Gene Ontology annotation, cellular component: cytosol; protein kinase CK2 complex; nucleus. The record is from RefSeq and is a predicted model, not a curated record.